Lucilia cuprina (Australian sheep blowfly) is the source of this 3123-nucleotide messenger RNA. It is a transcript of the gene mys, whose product is annotated as integrin beta-PS. Gene Ontology annotation, cellular component: cell surface; focal adhesion; integrin complex. NCBI's taxonomy places the organism in Eukaryota, Metazoa, Arthropoda, Insecta, Diptera, Calliphoridae. Gene Ontology annotation, molecular function: integrin binding. Gene Ontology annotation, biological process: cell adhesion mediated by integrin; cell-matrix adhesion; cell migration. The transcript is spliced from 9 exons. The coding region runs from base 276 to 2816 and encodes 846 amino acids. The record is from RefSeq and is a predicted model, not a curated record.
ACUAGUGUUGGACUUCGCCGAGAAUAGAGACAUAAAUUCCGAGAACGACUACGUUUUCACAAAAACAAACGGGUGAAAAUAAGAAAACAAAAUAGAAAAAAAAAACACAAUUUAGUGCAACACCUCCGCCCUGAUGGAUUUAAAAUUAUUGAAAACUAAUUAAAAUUAUAAGAAUUUUUAAAAAAUUUUACAAUAAAACGAAAGUUACUCGAACGAAAAAUACGAAUAUAUAUUUUUUUUAUCACAUAUUAUUUUGCCCGUUUGCCAAAAUAAACAUGAUUAUUUCUUCCACAAAACGCCUGUAUACACUGGCGUUGUUAGCCUUUGUCUUCACUUGCUGUGUAUUUUCUGUUGAAGCCCAGUUAGCUGGUAAACUUAUACAAAAUCCUUGUGUCAAUAAACGCACCUGUCAUGAAUGUAUACAAACACAAAGUUGUGCCUGGUGUAUGCAACCGGAUCAUGGUGAUAAACCUAGAUGCUUCCAACACAGUUAUUCCAAUGUUUGUCCUGAAGAAUUUAUCUGGAAUCCAGAUACAGUACAAAGUUUUACCAUAAAUCGUGAACUGACUAGAGCCGGUUAUGCUGCUGGAGCUGCUGGCGGUCAAAUGUCCUAUGGCGGUUCUUAUUAUGCCAAUUCUUCAUACAGUAGUUCCUCAUCGGGUUCAUAUUCAGGAUCAUAUGGAGCUUCAGGAGCUGCCGGUGCCGCUGGUAGUUUUAGCGGCAGUGAUAUUGUACAAAUUAGUCCUCAAAGAGUUUCUUUGAAAUUACGUAUAAAUGAAGUCCACAGUUUAAAUAUGCGUUAUUCUCAAGCUGAAGAUUAUCCCGUUGAUUUAUACUAUCUUAUGGACUUGUCAAAAUCUAUGGAAGACGAUAAAGAAAAACUUUCGGCUUUGGGCGAUUUACUCUCCGAAACUAUGCGUAACAUUACCUCUAAUUUCCGUUUGGGUUUUGGUUCUUUUGUCGAUAAAGUUUUAAUGCCCUAUGUUUCGACUAUACCCAAAAAACUUGAACAUCCCUGUGAAAAUUGUGAAGCUCCUUAUGGUUAUCGCAACCAUAUGCCCUUGAGUACAAAUACCGCCGAAUUCACUACUGAAGUAAAAAGAGCCGCUGUCUCUGGUAAUUUGGAUGCUCCCGAAGGUGGUUUUGAUGCCAUUAUGCAAGCUAUAGCUUGUCGUCAACAAAUCGGCUGGCGUGAACAGGCACGUCGCCUAUUGGUAUUUUCAACAGAUGCUGGUUUUCAUUAUGCCGGUGAUGGCAAGCUUGGUGGUGUUAUUGCUCCCAAUGACGGUGAAUGUCAUUUAAAUUCAGCUGGUCUCUAUACCCACUCGGUUAUACAAGAUUAUCCUAGUAUUUCUCAAAUUAAUCAUAAAGUUAAGCAAAAUUCUAUUAACAUCAUAUUUGCUGUUACCGCCAGUCAACAUUCAGUUUAUGAGAAAUUAUCUCAACAUAUUGAAGGUUCUUCAAGUGCCAUUUUAUCAAAUGAUUCUUCUAACGUAGUCGAUUUGGUUAGAGAGGAAUAUAGUAAAAUAUCUUCUUCUAUUGAAAUGAAAGAUAAUGCUACCAGCCACGUUAAAAUCACCUAUCACUCUUCCUGUUUGAAUGGUGGCUCUGAAAUUCCCACUUCUAAAUGUGAUGGUCUUAAAGUUGGUGAUAUUGUCAAUUUUACUGCACAAAUUUUGGUUACAUCCUGUCCCACCGAUCCCGCUGAAUGGAAUCAAGUUAUUCAAAUUUAUCCCGUGGGUAUUAACGAAAGUUUGGUUAUCGAUUUGGAAAUGUUGUGUUCCUGCCCCUGUGAAAAACCCGGCUCAACUGGCUAUCAAAUCAAUUCUCCCGUUUGUAAUAAUCAUGGUACCUAUAUGUGUGGCAUCUGUGAAUGUGAUGACAUGCAUUUCGGUCAUAAUUGUGAAUGUUCCACUACUGAUGUCCAUUCGGAGAAGGGUAAAGACUUUGGCUGCCGUGCUGAUAAUGUUACAACAAUUGAUUGUAAUGGUCGUGGUACUUGUUUGUGCGGUGUCUGUGAUUGUGAGAAACGUGCUAAUCCUGAGGAAAUUAUUUCUGGUCGUUUCUGUGAAUGCGACAAUUUCUCCUGUGAUCGUCAUGAACAGCAAUUGUGUUCGGGCCCUGAUCAUGGUGUAUGCGAGUGCGGUAGUUGUGUGUGUAAACCUGGUUGGACUGGUACUGCUUGUGAUUGUCGCGAUUCAAAUGACACAUGUAUACCACCAAAUGGCGGUGAAAUUUGUUCAGGACAUGGUGAAUGUGAAUGUGGUGUGUGCAAAUGUAAAUCCACCGAAGAAGGACGUUAUUCUGGCAAAUACUGUGAAAAGUGUCCUACAUGUUCUGGUCGUUGUCACGAGCUUAAAGACUGUGUACAAUGUCAAAUGUAUAAGACUGGUCCCUUAAAGGAGGAUAAAGAUUGUGCCGCCAAUUGCACAACAUUCGUACCAAUCGGUGUUGAAAAGGUCGAACUUGAUGAAAAGAAAGAAGAGAAUAUUUGUAUAUUCUAUGAUGAAGAUGAUUGUAAAUUUGCCUUCAAAUACAGCGAAGAAGAUGACAAAGUUGAAGUACAUGCCCAACAAGAACGUGAAUGUCCUCCUAAAGUCUUUAUGUUGGGUAUAGUUUUGGGUGUUAUAGCUGCUAUUGUUUUAGUCGGUUUAGCUAUCUUAUUGUUAUGGAAACUUUUGACUACCAUACACGAUAGACGUGAAUUUGCUAGAUUCGAAAAGGAACGCAUGAAUGCUAGAUGGGAUACGGGUGAAAAUCCUAUUUACAAACAAGCCACCUCUACAUUUAAAAAUCCUACAUAUGCUGGCAAAUAAGUAACGAUUUUAAGUUAACUUUUUUUCGUUUUAGUUUUUAUAAGGAAACAAUAUGCCAUAAAAAACGAAACGUUUUAAGCAAUGUAAAUUCUCUUGGUUUUUAACAAAACUAAUCUUUAUGUGUUUAACUGCCAGUAAAAACCUAAAAUUGUUUACAACUAAAUUCUGCAACUUAACCAAAACUUAACUUUGAAACCCUCCAUUUUUUUGUUUUAUUUCUAAUCUAUUUUCUUUUUUUUCUAUUUUCUGUUUUCUACUUUUAUUGACAAAAGUGUAUUAAUUUUAAAUAUGUGCCUCAAAACAAAAA